Messenger RNA from Spizellomyces punctatus DAOM BR117, 1815 nucleotides. Its product is annotated as RNA 3'-phosphate cyclase. Gene Ontology annotation, biological process: RNA processing. Gene Ontology annotation, cellular component: nucleus. The transcript has a single exon. Gene Ontology annotation, molecular function: RNA-3'-phosphate cyclase activity. Lineage: Eukaryota; Fungi; Chytridiomycota; Chytridiomycetes; Spizellomycetales; Spizellomycetaceae. Bases 9 to 1118 code for a protein of 369 amino acids. The record is from RefSeq and is a predicted model, not a curated record.
CAAGCGUCAUGGAUCCCAUUGAGAUAGACGGCUCGAUUUUGGAAGGCGGAGGACAGAUCCUCCGAAAUUGCGUGGCUUACUCUGUGUUGUCAAUGCGUCCUAUAUAUAUUCAUUCUAUUCGCGGAAACCGCAAGAACCCUGGGUUACAGCUGCAACAUCUCACUGGGAUUCUCCUAGCUGCUCAAUUAUCAGAGGCAAUUGUGUCCGGUCUGGAAAAGAACUCCCUCACACUCACCUUCCAGCCCACACGUCCCCAAAUAUCUAUGGACAAAACCAACGCAGGACCUAAAACAUACGUAGCUGAGAUCUCAAGCGCCGGUGCUUGUACUUUGGUUCUGCAGUUAGCUUUACCCAUCGUCCUUUACAAGGCAACAAAUCUGCAAAUUAUUGUAAAGGGUGGCACAAAUGUCCCUUUGUCACCUAGUGUCGAUUAUCUUCAAAGAGUUCUUUUCCCGACCUUGUCUUUUGCUUUUAGCAUCCCAGGCGUGAAUUUGUCCGUUGUAAAACGAGGGUUCAUGCCCGCAGGUGGAGGGGAACUCCACGUUACCGGACACACCAUACAAGGUCGGCAGGGAUGGAAGCCGUGUACGAUCUUGGAUAAGGGUCAAAUUGUAUCAUACGAAGCGAUCUUUACGGGAUGCUGUACUCAACAAUUCUUGUCUGAAUUGACGUCUCAAGUCAGUAGACGACCACAGUAUGUUUUGCUUUGUGAGGAUUUGCACAUUGUAGCAAAGCACACUUCACAAUCGCAGCUACUUCUCGUAGCAAGAACCGAUACAGGAUGCAUCUUUGGAGCUUCAGCUUUAGGAGGAAAGUACCAAAACGGAGAAAAGUUGUUUCGUUCGGCGGAAAAAGUGCUUCUUAAACAGCUCAUGGGCAGAUCUUGCGUUGACGAGUACCUGCAAGAUCAACUUAUCGUCUACAUGGCAUUAGCGAAGGGCCAAUCUAAUGUUCGCACGGGACCUUUGACUUUACACACAAGGACUGCUAUACACUUUGCGCAGGUCAUGACGGGCGCGAUUUUCAACAUCAAAAGAGAUGAGGAUAAACUGGAUUGCGAUCAGUCCCACGAAUCUUAUGUCAUUACUUGCGAUCCUUGUACAUCAGGGGACAUUUGAGAUUGGCGAGUCGGAUCACCCUCUUGCUGUGGCAGUUGUUGGGACUGCUGAUGUUUUGAUAAUGGGGGGAAACGACGCUGUUGUACCGAGUGAUGGCUCUUUUCAUCCACCGGUUGUUCUGCAUGAGUUGUGCUUGAUUCGCGGCAUCCUUUUCGAGACAUGGAUUGUUGCAAUGGACUGGGCAACCAGAAAGCACACAAUUGCUGUCAAGAUCGGAGCGAAAAUGGCCACCUGACCUACCGUACAAAUGAGUACUAUCACGGCGGCAAUCAGUAUGAUGGAGAUAGUAAAGGUCAACACAACCCUCGGAGAAGCAUUGGGGACGUUGGCACCUAAACAAUGACAUUUGCAAUUUGUUGCGCGGUAGUAGGAUCCAAAGACGGAUCCUCUGCCUCUACGUCAAUAAGAUAGGCAUCGUUGUAGAGGUGUGAGGAUAAAGGAAUACUCAUCUUCUUUUCCCUUCUUGGUUACUUUAUAUCGCGAGAUCCUCCCGUUUCUAUAAUUAGCUUUGGUCUGGCUCCAUUUAAACAAGAAGCUACAUAUCCUUUGUAAGCACUAGGACAAAACAUAUCCACCAGUAGUUGAGUAGUAGACCACUAGAAUAUUGUAUUACAAGUUAUAGUUGUUUGUAAACUAGGGCUUUUGCUUCCAGUACCACAUCUGUGCUGUCUUUGUUUUCGAAAAGCCUGCUCUUGCA